CUUCCGGUAAGCGCAGCGGCUAAAAAUAAAGCCGUCAGCCCGACAGAAGCCUCUGACAACGGGGAACGGGACGAGCCGGACUCACUGGCUGUGUUGGGUCUGGUGGGGAAGCUGAAGAGGGUGGUGUUGUGGCUGCUGCUCGUCUACGUCUCCAUUCCCUUCAUCAUCAAGCUGUGUCCGUCCAUCCAGGCCAAACUCGUCUUCCUCAACUUCGGUGAGUCAGCGCGUCCCGAAUCGGCCAAUCGGAGCGUCUGUGUGCACUGCAGAAGACGAAGUGCCACGCCCACAUUUCUCCUUAAAAGGAAGGAUGUGAACGUGCAGCUCGACUAUCAACAGGGUUUCCUCGCGGUGAUGGGGGGGGGGCUAAAACUAGCAGCGAGGCUCAGGCACACGGUUCCUGCUCAGAUGUGGAGAGAAGCUCAGGGGAAGAAAGGCGACUGGUACGAGUCCAAGUUUAGCUCCUCCCACCCCGUUAUCCUCUAUCUCCACGGAAACGCAGGGACCAGAGGAGGAGACCACAGAGUGCAGCUGUACAAGGUCCUCAGCUCGUUAGGCUACCACGUGGUCACGUUUGAUUACAGAGGUUGGGGCGAUUCAGAAGGCUCGCCAUCAGAGAGCGGGAUGACAUCAGACGCUCUCUUCAUUUAUGAUUGGCUGAAGCGGCGGACAGACAAAACGCUGCCUCUUUACAUCUGGGGACACUCUCUGGGAACAGGAGUGGCAACCAAUGUGGUGAGACGGCUGUGUGACAGAGGUACACACACACACACAGUGUACCGGUACCUGCCCGGCUUUGAUUGGUUCUUCCUGGACGCCAUCACUGCCAACAACAUCCGCUUCACCAGCGACGAGAACAUGAACCACAUCUCCUGUCCCGUGCUCAUCCUCCACGCCGAGGACGACAGCGUGGUUCCUUUCCACCUCGGCAAGAAGCUCUACUCGCUGGCGUCGCAGUCGAAGAGCCUGAGCGGUCACAAGGUUCAGUUCGUGCCCUUCCCCGCCGCGCUCGCCUACAAGCACAAGUUCAUCUACAGGAGCCCGGAGCUGCCAAACAUCCUGAGUGACUUCCUGGGCACAGCUCACCCCAUCACACAGUGAGGACAGACAGGAAGUACUCAGAUUACUCUCUGCACUUCACGAGAGACGCACCGCCGCGGCUCGUUUUGUCCUCGCAUGACCUCGACACGUCAUUCCUCCUUCUGUUAGCAUUCCUCCCACAGCCGCGCUCGCGUCACAGCACGCAGGGUCGCCACGGCAACCGAUGCUUUUAAAGAGCGGUGGCGUGGAGUUUUUAAUCUUUCUGUGUGUCGAGUUUAUCACUGGAACUUUGUGUUGAAGGCCUGUUACGACUUGAAUUAAAUAUUAUUUGUUUUA
Molecule: messenger RNA, 1374 nt
Organism: Neolamprologus brichardi
Lineage: Eukaryota; Metazoa; Chordata; Actinopteri; Cichliformes; Cichlidae
Source: RefSeq, a predicted model, not a curated record